Molecule: messenger RNA, 2711 nt
Organism: Labrus bergylta (ballan wrasse)
Lineage: Eukaryota; Metazoa; Chordata; Actinopteri; Labriformes; Labridae
Product: heterogeneous nuclear ribonucleoprotein Q
Biological process (GO): CRD-mediated mRNA stabilization
Cellular component (GO): ribonucleoprotein complex; nucleus; CRD-mediated mRNA stability complex
Molecular function (GO): mRNA 5'-UTR binding
Source: RefSeq, a predicted model, not a curated record
UAGACGCCAUUUUGUUUCACCGGGAGGAAAAGAACCUGAAAAACACCGGCGUGAAUAUUUCCCCCGUUAUUUUAUUUUUAAACACCUUUUCACCGGGCGGAUCGGCAUCGUGCACCCGCAUUCAGACUCGCAUGAUGUCUGCAGAAAAUGAAGCUGAGAGUGAAAUGGCCACAGAUCACGUCAACGGGAACGGGACGGAGGAACCGAUGGACACGACUGCAGCUGUGACCCGGUCUGAACACUUCCCGGCUCUACUGGAAGCUGGAUUAAAUGAGAAAGUUGCUGAGAAACUAGAUGAACUUUACGUAGCAGGCCUUGUAGCACACAGUGACCUCGACGAGAGAGCUAUCGAUGCUCUGAAAGAAUUCAGCGAGGAUGGAGCUCUGCAGGUGCUGCUCCAGUUCAAAGAGAGCGACCUGUCACACGUGCAAAACAAAAGUGCCUUUCUGUGCGGGGUGAUGAAGACCUACAGGCAGAGAGAGAAACAGGGCACUAAAGUUUCAGAUCCCACUAAAGGACCAGACGAGGUGAAGAUCAAAGAGCUCCUGGACAGAACAGAUUACACACUCGAUGUUACAACAGGACAGAGGAAGUACGGAGGACCUCCACCUGAGUCUGUGUACACAGGAGUCCAGCCCACUGUCGGAACUGAGAUAUUUGUGGGGAAGAUUCCCCGCGACCUGUUUGAAGACGAGCUGGUUCCUCUCUUUGAGAAGGCUGGACCUAUCUGGGACCUCCGGUUGAUGAUGGACCCGCUGAGCGGCCUGAACCGGGGCUACGCCUUCGUCACGUUCUGCACUAAAGAAGCGGCUCAGGAGGCCGUGAAACUGUGUAAUAAUCAUGAGAUCCGCCCUGGAAAGCACAUCGGCGUGUGUAUAUCCGUCGCCAACAACAGGCUAUUCGUUGGCUCCAUUCCCAAGAGUAAAACAAAGGAGCAGAUCGUUGAAGAGUUUGCUAAAGUCACAGAGGGCCUCAGUGACGUCAUCCUGUACCAUCAACCCGACGACAAAAAGAAAAACCGAGGCUUCUGUUUCCUCGAGUACGAAGACCACAAAACGGCUGCUCAGGCUCGCCGCCGGCUAAUGAGCGGUAAAGUGAAGGUUUGGGGCAACGUGGUGACCGUGGAGUGGGCGGAUCCCAUUGAAGACCCUGACCCCGAGGUCAUGGCGAAGGUGAAAGUUUUAUUUGUCAGGAACCUCGCCGGCGGCGUCACAGAGGAGCUCCUCGAGACGUCUUUCAGCGAGUUCGGGAAGCUGGAGCGAGUAAAGAAGCUCAAAGAUUACGCCUUCAUUCACUUCGAGGAGAGGGACGGCGCAGUGAAGGCGUUGGACGAAAUGAACGGGAAGGAGCUGGAUGGCGAGCCCAUUGAGAUUGUUUUUGCCAAGCCGCCGGAUCAGAAGAGGAAGGAGCGCAAAGCACAACGCCACGCAGCCAAGUCACACAUGUAUGAUGAUUAUUACUACUACCCCCCUCCUUCCCACAUGCCUCCUCCUGUCAGAGGGCGGGGCAGAGGCGGCAACAGGGGCGGCUACUCCUACCCCCCUGACUACUACGGUUACGAGGAUUACUAUGACUACUACGGCUAUGACUAUCACAACUACCGCGGCGGCUACGACGACCCCUACUACGGGUACGACGACUUCCAGGCCCCGGCGCGAGGGCGGGGCGGCAACAGGGGUCCAAGGGGCGGAGGCUCUCCGGCCAGGGGACGCGGCGCAGGGGCACCCAGAGGCAGGGCCAACUUCUCCCAGCGAGGCGGGCCAGGAGGACCGGGCCGCGGCGGUGGCGGCGGGCGGGGCGUGAGAGGACUCGUGCAGCCGAGAGGGCGAGGAGGGGUACGUGGUGCUCGGGGUGGCCGCGGUGGAAAUGUAGGAGGAAAGCGCAAAGCUGAUGGGUACAACCAGCCAGAUUCCAAACGUCGCCAGACCAAUAAUCAGAACUGGGGCUCUCAACCCAUUGCUCAGCAACCGCUCCAAGGUGGUGAUCAUUCUGGUAACUAUUCCGGUUACAAAUCCGACAACCAGGAAUUUUAUCAGGAUUCUUUUGGGCAACAGUGGAAGUAAACCCGUAGGGGAUUUGAUAACAAAAUACGUGUUUUAUGGUUUUUUUUUUUUUUUUUUGUCUUUUUUUUUUAUUUAGAGACUUGAUCUGAUUGGCCCUCAAUCCCAAAACGGUUGCCUACGGUUUUUUUUCCCCCCUCCAAAAAUAUGGGUGACAUCUGGCAAGAUAUCUUUUUGUACAUAUUUUAAUUAAUCCGCUUGGACUCAAACCCGUAGUCACACUCCCACCUGUUUCUGGCGAACUGCUUUUUUUUCUUUUUAUCCCUUUUUUGUUUUAAAAAAAAAAAAAAAGAGAAAAAAAAAGAUGGUCGUUUAACAGAUUUUCCAUAACAAAAGUUUGAAAGAAAAUUUUAGAUGCAAUUAUGUGCUCGAGCUGUCUAUUUGGCUUUCUGUGUGUUUUUAGACUGGUUUCCAUGUUUUAAGUAGCUAACGGCAACAAAGCAUAUGUCUCCUAAACAUGUAUUUAAAACGAAUGAAAAAAAACAAUUUGUAUUGUCACAGAGUAAUGCGUGUCUUGUUAUUGAGAAGAAGAAAAAAAAAAAAAGGACCGUCGUAGUCCUUAUUUUUUGGCUUUACAUUUUGGCUUGUAUUCUUUGCUGUUUGUCUGCUUUAAUAAACAUACACGCACACGUGUACAAAAAAACUUUAAAA